Magallana angulata is the source of this 3152-nucleotide messenger RNA. RefSeq names its product patched domain-containing protein 3-like. Gene Ontology annotation, biological process: transmembrane transport. NCBI's taxonomy places the organism in Eukaryota, Metazoa, Mollusca, Bivalvia, Ostreida, Ostreidae. The transcript has 4 exons. Gene Ontology annotation, cellular component: membrane. Gene Ontology annotation, molecular function: transmembrane transporter activity. The coding region runs from base 87 to 2900 and encodes 937 amino acids. The record is from RefSeq and is a predicted model, not a curated record.
AAAAAGAGAUUACGUUUACACCUUACAUAAUCAGUUGUUAAAAAUGAUUAAAAGCUUCAGGUAAACUUCAAUAAUAAAACGACAAGAUGGAAUUGAAUGAACAUGAACACGAGAGGAAAAACAAAUUUAGAAAUUGUGUUGAAAAAUAUGAAAUAUUUUUUGAAAACUGUUUUGAACGAUUAGGAAUUGCCAUUAGUAGCUAUCCUAUCCUAAUAAUGAGUUUAUGUAUUGUAAUCAACGGAGCGCUGAUGUCGGGCUUUAUUCUUAUAAAAAGCGAAAACGAUGUUGAAGUUCUGUACACCCCUCAAAAUAGCCAAUCAUUUGAAGACCGUUCGUUUCUAAGACACAACUACCCGGACCCAACUAUUAAAGAUUUUCUCCCCUAUCAACUUUCGGAUUUCGGUAAGUAUGCUGAAGUCAUCAUUUUAUCAAAAAACAGAACAAACAUCAAGUCCAAGGAGUAUUUUGAAGAGUUUAGAGAAAUAGCCAGGUUCAUCAAGGAAGCAGUAAUCAUUUCCGAAAACGGAACUCUAAAAAACUUUAAAGAUUUGUGCGCAGUUCAACUUGGAAAGUGCAGUGUCUUCGGCGAUGUGGUCCUUUCAUUACAAUUUGAGCAUGACUUUCUUUUAGACAAAAUCACUUAUCCAAAUUACAAUCAGUCGCUUCUCUCGUCGAUACUAGCUAACUCAAAAUCAAAGAAUGGGAUUCUGGUAUCAACAACAGGAGUUAAACUUCGUUUCUAUCUACAAAAUAAGUCUUCGUCGGUGAAAUGGGAAUUAGAUUUUCUCACACAAAUUGAAACAUUAAAGACCAAUUAUACAGAAAUUUCAUAUUCAACUUCAGACUCUCUAGGCAAAGAACUUGAAAAUAAUACAAAUGGAGACAUUCAGUUUUUUUCCCUGACAUUUACUUUAAUGCUGACUUACGCUUCGUUUGCUUGUGCAUCAUCGUUUAUAAAAUGCAACAACAUUGGAAAUAGACUUAUGCUUGGAUUCGCUGGAAUACUUGCACCUGUUCUUGCUAUUGGAUCAGCCAUUGGAUUUGUUAGUAUAAUCGGGGUGGAAUUUACAAGCAUUGUUGGUGUAAUGCCAUUCCUGGUCGUCGGUAUUGGUAUCGACGACAUGUUUAUACUCAUGUCUGGAAUUGCGGAGGCCCCAUCUUUAACGACCGCUUCAAUAGAAGACAGGAUCAAAUUUAUGAUGAAAAAAAGCGGAGUGGCCAUAACAAUUACAUCAGUAACUGACUUGCUUGCAUUCACUGUAGGAGCUACGUCUGUCUUUGUCAGCAUUAGACUAUUUUGCAUAUAUACAGGUGUUGCAGUUUUCUUUUGUUAUCUAAACCAGUUGUUCUUUUUCUGCCCUGCAAUAUGUUUGAAUGAGAAGAGGACUGAACAGAAAAGACAUUUUCUAUGCUGCGUAAAAGUUAAAGAUGAUAAAUACAAUUCGAGAAUACACCAGUGUCUUUUCUCUGGUUUUAUUCCAAACAAAAGAGAUGAUGUUGAAAGUGAUCUGGAGAAAUAUCCUAAAUGGUUUAUCAUCUACGGCUUCCUGCAACCUUUUUUAGGAAAAGUGUUUAUUUUAUUAAUGUCGAUGGCUUAUACAGGUUUUUCCAUUUUUGGUGCAAUUCAUCAAGAACAAGGCCUUUUGUUAUACAACUUGGUGUCUGAGGAAUCGUAUUUCCACAAACACAGUCACUGGGAUGAACAUUUUUUCAAAUCAGAGCCAAUCAUUGCAUUAUGUAUUAAAGGAGAUCUUAAUUACUCGUCUCUAGUCACGCAAAAUAUCAUAACGUCUGUUUUGGAAAAGGCUAAACAAAACCAGUAUAUUGACCCAACAUUCGAAAUAAAUUGGCUGGAAUCAUACAAAAAUACAACAAAUUACAACUCAAGUUCCGAAGAAAAAUUUGUAAAAGGUUUAAAUCUCCUUUUUAAAAAAUGGCCUAUGUUUUCAAACGAUAUAAUUUUUAAUAAGGAUUUUUCUCGCAUUGUGUCAGCAAAAUUUUAUUUAAAAACCGAAAAUAUCAAGUCGACUAAUGCACAAGGAUCACUAAUGUUGCAUUUACGCUCAUUAAGCAGCAAUGCGGGUAUUUCUUGUUUUUUUUAUGCACCAGCUUUCAUAUUUUAUGAGCAGUACGUUCAAAUAUGGCCAAGUACACUUCAGACUGUUGGAGUUGCACUAGGAGUGAUGGUUGUUGUGACAAUAGUAUUCAUGCCGUAUCCACUCAUGGUAUUUGUUGUAACUAUGACACUGGUUAGCAUCCUUUUAGGCAUAUUCGGGUUUAUGUACUACUGGGGUCUGACUUUAAGUUCGAUCACUAUGAUUCACUUAGUUAUGUCUAUUGGGUUUUCUGUUGAUUUCAGUGUCCACAUUUGUCACGCUUUUCUAGCAGUCAAAACGGAAAAACGUGACGAUGCUCUCAAAAAAGCAUUCGAUUUGGCCGGGGGUCCAAUUCUAAACGCUGCAAUUUCCUCUCUGUUGGGCAUAUCAAUGCUUGGGUUUUCAAAGAGUUAUAUUUUCCAGUCUUUUGGGAAGGUGAUGUUUUUGGUAAUUGUGUUUGGGUUAUUCCAUGCGGCAUUCGUUUUGCCUUUAAUACUCUGGGCACUUUUCCCUUGCUAUUCAACAGAACAAUCAAAACCUGAACACAAUUCAGUUUCAUCUCAACAGUAUUUGCAACCUGAUCGAACAUUAGAACAUUACAAAUCGAUUGAAAGCAUCAGCAGCAGAUUAGGUUUACGCCAUGUUUCAUGUUACCCCAAUGAAAAAUUAUCAUCUGAAAAAAAUGUCAAUGUGCCUAUCACGUAUACAGUAGGAGAUCUUGAAGUAUACUGCUACAAAAAAUGUCGUGUUUUCUAUGCCCAGAACAACAGAGCUUGCAGUUGGGACUUUUGUGAUUGUGCUUAGAUAUUUGAAAUUGCAAUUGUAUUUUAUUUCAUUUCAACAUGGGGUUUUAAAUAUUCUAAACAUGAUUAUUGUCGUCUCAAACCUUAUGAAGCAUACUGAUUUUAUUCACUAUCCAUAUUGCGGUUGUAUAAAAAAAUUGUGUAUUGUAUCCAUGUAAAUAUAAUUUAAGCGAACGAUUAUUUUUUAAUACGAAUUUACCUUUCAAUGCUUAUAUUCAAGUGGUCAUUUAAGAAAUAAAAAUUAAACAAUUUA